UUGUGUUUCUGUUCGCGUGAAACAACGGAGAAUGUUUAUUAGUCAUUAUAUAUCUUAAUGUUUUCAAAUUAAAUGUAUAUUUGAUUUUAUAUAAGAGAACUUUUGAUAUUCUGGUCUUGUGUCUCAAGGUAAUAGAAGCAAAAAUGGUUAUGGACCAUUCCACACACUGUCCCGGUCUGUACUGUGGACGUAUUCGUAUAAAUGGAACGUUAAGUGAAUGUGGAGCUUGCCCACGCGGCUUCCGAGCUGCUGCAAAUUCAAUCUGUUUACAGUGUAAAGAUUUCCCUACUUUCUAUGAUUGGUUUUAUCUAGGUUUUAUGGCUCUGCUUUUAUUAGUGUUUGAAUGGUACAUUAUUGACCAGACUAUGAAAAGACGAAAUUUUGCCAAAGAUGUACUUUCGCUUCAUAUUAGUGCUUUCAUUGAAAAUGUUUUAUCUGCUGUAUCAACUUUAUUGCUUAGUGAGCCGAGAGGAAGUUUUGACAUUCAUGCUUGCAAAGUUAAAAGAUUAUCUGAUUGGUAUACUUUGUUGCAUAAUCCUACUCCUGGAUAUGUUAAAACAUUGCGUUGCACUCAAGAAGCAGUUUAUCCUUUAUAUUCUAUGAUUUUUAUACAUUAUGCACUUGCACUCUUAUUCAUGUUAUUAUUUCGACCACUAAUAGUCAGCAAAUAUUCUGGUGGGCGAGGUAAAAAAUCCAUUUACCUCACAAUGUAUCUUAUACCUGUUCUUGUGCUUUUACAAGCAACAUGUGGUGGUCUACUGUAUUACUCAUUUCCUUACAUUGUAAUAAUUCUUUCCUUCAUAUCUGUAGCUGCCCAUCUGGCCUUUAGACUAGAUCAAUCUAUGAAAUCUUUGUUCAUUACAUCUAUAAGAGAUAUUCGAAACUUGAUUAUUUUAUUAGGACAUUGGCUGUUACAUGCUUAUGGUAUUGUUGCUAUUACACAGUUAACAAAUCCAGUUCUGCAUGGAUCACUACUUGCACUUAUACCUUUUCCAACUGUUUUUUAUAUACUUACAUCAAAAUUUACAGAUCCUAGUAAGCUUCAUGCUGAAUGACAAACUGUAGAAGAUUGGGUUUAGCAGCCGAGAAGAACUCUUUCAUAUUCCAACGACAUAAUUAUUUGAAUAAGAAUAAUUUUAGUUUUAAAAAUAAUUACUUUAUGGAAAAAAUAGCAGAUUUUGAAUUUUUGAAAUAUGUUUUUAAAAAUGAAGUAAUUUUUAUAAAUAUUUCUUUGUUAAAGUGGCUACUGCAUAUUAAUUUUGGCAAUUAACUGUAGUGGGCAUUUUAAAUUAAUAAACUGUGAAUUAAAAAUGUAGCAGAUAAAUUUUACCAUUUUGGCAAACUGCAGUGAUUGCUUUAACUAGAAAGAAUCGUUUUAUAAUAUCAGUAAUACUUCAGUGAUUAUUCUGCCUUUUUUUAAUUCUUUAUGGAUUUUUUUAAACUAAUAGAAAAUGCUUUUUGAGUUUUACUAUUGAUCAUAAUUGUUCACAAGCAAAAUGUAUUCCAUCUUAAUGAAGAUUAAUAAUAAUAUAACAUAUACAAAGCAUUUUAAGUACUUACAUAUUUUUCUUUCAACUAUGAAAGUUGGAAAAGAUUCCACCAAAAUUGUGUGCCAACCAUCAACAAAUACAAGUUACUAAAAUGGAAUAUAAAACUUAAAUAUGAGAGCAAACUUUGAGAUUAUCUAGCAGAUAAACUUAUUAAAACUAAGAGCAAUUAUUUCUUCUCCCAAAAAUCUCCACUAGAGUUUAAGGUAGCGAAAAAAGAAUGUUGGUAAAAUCCUAGUAUACAAUACAGCCUUGGCACGAUUUUGAAAAUUGACACCAACACCAAAAUGACUAAUUUACUAAUCACCAUAAUGUCGCUAAAUCCUGUGUGUACCAUAUACUAGCAUUAAGCCAGAAUGUCACUCUCAUGAACUUGGAAUUGUGAGUUCACUUAAAUAUGAAUUUAACUGGUGAUUCUGCAUUGUCAUUUACUGUGCACUUUUUUCUGAUAUUUUUUCAGUAUUGUGAAUAUGUGUGGCAUAUAACUUUGAAAGUACUCUAGUGUUUGCUGUUCUGUAGAUGGCAGUUACCAAAUGUUAACUUUUUGCUAGAGAAAAACGGAGAACUUAUAUCCUUUUUUAUAAAAGCUAAGCUGGCUUAUCAAGAAUUAAUCCAAAUCACAUAAAACCAAAGCAAAGAUCUUAUGAUCUUAUUGGUGGUAAAUUGCAUUGUUUGGCAGCAUUCUAAAAAUAAUGAUGGCAAAAUAUGUAAGUAUUGCAUAUUACUUCAGCCAGAAAAUCUUUAAAAAAAAUCAAAAUAUUUUUUAUUUCAUAUUAAUAACUAUGUUUUGUUUCUAAACAAAAGGUAAUUUUAAAACAGGAUAACCUAUAAUUUAAGGAAAUGAAAGCUGUUCAGAUGGAGUGUAUUUAUUCAUAUUUUUAAUAUGUAUUAAAAAUGUUAAUUCAGUAGUUGUCAAUCUUGCAAUAUGCUAAUGGUGCAGCUUCAGAAGCCUACUUGGAUCUGUUGUUUUCACUUCUACUUGUCAAUAAAAUUCAUGACAGCAGCUUUUAAUAAGCCUUAUUAUAGUAAGGUUACUGCUUUAUUAGUCUCAUAAUCACACUACAAACAUAGGCAUAUAGGAAACAUAAAGCAUCAUGUUAGAACUCUCAAGCCAUAAAAAUUCUUAAACAGCCUUUUCUGGCUUACGUGAGCCAUAUAAGAGGAAACUGAACUCUGUGAAAGCAAAUGCAUACUAUUCUAUGCUAAUUUUUCAAUAUAAGUCUUGACGGCCAUAUUUGUUUAAUAUAACAGUAGCACUGAUCAUAAUGUGGGGGGGGGAAGGAAUGUUGGAUAAAGUUUCUAAGUCCUUCAGCAGUGAACAAUCAUAGAAAUCUUUUAUGUACAAUCAUAGAAAUUUUAGUGGAGGUACACAGAAUCAGUUAUCAUUCUUUCUAGUCACAUUUUAAUUAAAAAUGAAACUCUUUUCAUCUGGGAAGAACCAGACUAUAGUGUUUAAACAUGUCCAAUAAGCACUUCUGUAUAAUUAAAUAAUUGCUAUGGGUGUUAUUGUUCUUCUGUGUGUUUUAAUAUCUUCAUCAUAUAAGAUCUGAGGAUAAGGUUCUCAGGUGUCACAUCUCUGGUUAUGAAGUUUGCCUCUUGGAGAUUUGACUUAGUGGCUUAAUUGCUAUAUUUAGUUCUUGUCCACAGUAUUAUCAACAUGCCAGACAAACAUGACUAACUUGUUUAGAAUUAAUAUUUCUGUUCAUUCCUUUUUUUUUUUUUUUUAAUCUUUAUCAGA
Messenger RNA from Stegodyphus dumicola, 3285 nucleotides. RefSeq names its product JNK1/MAPK8-associated membrane protein. The record is from RefSeq and is a predicted model, not a curated record. Gene Ontology annotation, molecular function: ubiquitin protein ligase binding. Gene Ontology annotation, cellular component: membrane. NCBI's taxonomy places the organism in Eukaryota, Metazoa, Arthropoda, Arachnida, Araneae, Eresidae. Gene Ontology annotation, biological process: response to unfolded protein; ERAD pathway.